AUGGAAGUUUUAGGAAAUUAUCUUGGUUUAGAUUUAGAUUUUUUUAAGGCCGUUAGCAGAUUUGAUCGUGCAGCGCUUAGUAGACUUAGUAAAAGUAAUUUAACCGUAGGUGCUAAGGCUUGCUAUCUAAGUCACUAUAGAAUCUUUGAAUCAAUUGUUAAGAAUGGAUAUGAAAAUGCUUUAAUUCUUGAAGAUGACGUGGAUAUGGAACUUAACAUUACCGAUAUUAUGACCGAAGUUCAUCAUAAUUUACCUAAUGAUUGGGAUAUGUUGUACCUUGGUCAUUGUAAUGAGUGGGACAGCAAUUAUUUCAAAACCAAUUUAACCGUUCAUGUACUCCAUACAACGGGACAUCCACAAUGUACACACGCUUAUGCCGUUUCAGCUAAAGGUGCCAAGAAGUUAAUAGAAAAACUUAAUAUAGAUAACCCAAAAGAUCAUAUUGAUAUAGCUUUACCUGCUCUUAUUAUGGCAAAAGAAAUUAUUAGCUAUUCAAUUCAUCCGUAUAUCGUCGUACAGUUUAAAGGUGUGAAUGAUCUGUCAGAUGUUUCGCCCGAUGGGGGGAUAGGUGAAACUUAUCCUUUAAUGAAUUCUACCCUACGUUUUCUUGGAUAUGAUCCAAAUAAACCAGUUUUAUAG
Molecule: messenger RNA, 639 nt
Organism: Racocetra fulgida
Lineage: Eukaryota; Fungi; Glomeromycota; Glomeromycetes; Diversisporales; Gigasporaceae
Source: the annotation of a GenBank genome assembly